Messenger RNA from Nannospalax galili (Upper Galilee mountains blind mole rat), 1514 nucleotides. RefSeq names its product abhydrolase domain containing 11 (gene Abhd11). Gene Ontology annotation, cellular component: mitochondrion. The coding region runs from base 3 to 1232 and encodes 409 amino acids. NCBI's taxonomy places the organism in Eukaryota, Metazoa, Chordata, Mammalia, Rodentia, Spalacidae. The transcript has 9 exons. The record is from RefSeq and is a predicted model, not a curated record. Gene Ontology annotation, molecular function: catalytic activity.
GCAUGCUCCGUUGGGCGCGCGCUUGCAGGGUUCCCCGCGGGUUGCUCGGUCCCUCCACUACCCGCUGCUCCGCUGUGCCCAGCGUGCUCAGCAGCAGCGACAGCAGCGGUGGUGGCCGAGUAGUCGGCAAUCCGAGGCCGCUGCCCCUGUCCUACAAGCUUCUGGAUGGAGAGGCGACACUCCCGGCCAUCGUCUUUUUGCAUGGACUAUUCGGCAGCAAAACCAACUUCAACUCCAUUGCCAAGGCCAUGGCCCAGCGGACCAGCCGGAGGGUGCUAACAGUGGAUGCUCGGAACCAUGGUGACAGUCCCCACAGCCCAGACACAAGCUAUGAAGCCAUGAGCCAGGACCUUCAGGGCCUCCUUGCACAGCUGGGCCUGGUGCCCUGCGUCCUCGUUGGUCACAGCAUGGGAGGAAAGACGGCCAUGCUGCUAGCUCUGCAGAGGCCAGAGGUGGUGGAGCGACUGGUUGCUGUAGACAUCAGCCCAGCAGACACCACACCCGUGUCACACUUUCGAAACUACAUGGCAGCCAUGAAGUCUGUUGAUAUCCCAGAGAAAGUGCCCCGCUCCCAUGCCCGAAAACUGGCUGACGAACAGCUCAGCUCCGUUAUCCAGGACCCAACUGUCCGGCAAUUCCUGCUCACUAACCUGGUUGAGGUAAACGGCCACUUCUCCUGGAGGGUGAACCUGGAUACUUUAGCCCAGCACUUCGACAAAAUCAUGAACUUUCCACAGCGACCAGAGUCCUACUCUGGGCCCACUCUCUUCCUACUUGGUGAAAAGUCCAGAUUCGUACAGUGGCAGGACAGUGGUGAGAGGGGUUCUCGUGGCUUUCCUCUAGGGAUGCCUGGAGGGUCCCUUACCCUCCUCCAACAGGAUGGGACCCCAUGGAAUUUGAUCCAGAGAAGGCUCUGCCCUGCUGGCCCCCAGUGCUCCAGCUGCUUGGGAUCUGGGCUCUAUUAUAGGGAGGCGCUCCACUCGCAUCUUGAAACACCCCAGGAAAACCUUAAUCUGGCCAGCCAGUCCUUGAGUGACAGGCUAGACACUCCUUUGCAGGCUCCACCCCCUGCGGGACAACUUGGGAUAAGGAGCAAGGUGCUCCUCCCUUCUAGUGGAACCGCCCAAGGCCCUUUCCCAGAAGUCUUGCCUGCCUUUGCCCUCAGGGGGCACUCCACUUAUAUCUUGCAAAUGCGAGUCCCUACCCAAGACAGCCCAGUGCUUCAGUGCUGAGACAUGAGGCACGCCCCCCACAGCCUGAGGGGUUGACUCCUUGGUACUUGGUACUUCUUCCCAGGCAUCUUCUGUAUACAGACAAUAUACCCCAAAUUUCCAAGGCUAAGCAAGCUCUCUAACUACACUUCCAAGCCAUAAGUUUUUUUUAAUAGUCUAGCCUCAAACUUAGAUGUCUCUCGCCUCACUUUGAGAGCUAAGAUUCAGGCCUGCACCACCACACCAGGCUUAGCAUUUUCAUAUUAAACCAAUUUCAUAUAGAAAUAAAUGGCAUUUGAUCUU